Phymastichus coffea is the source of this 5148-nucleotide messenger RNA. It is a transcript of the gene Nep3, whose product is annotated as endothelin-converting enzyme homolog. NCBI's taxonomy places the organism in Eukaryota, Metazoa, Arthropoda, Insecta, Hymenoptera, Eulophidae. Gene Ontology annotation, cellular component: plasma membrane. The coding region runs from base 99 to 3260 and encodes 1053 amino acids. The transcript is spliced from 17 exons. Gene Ontology annotation, molecular function: metalloendopeptidase activity. Gene Ontology annotation, biological process: protein processing. The record is from RefSeq and is a predicted model, not a curated record.
UCAAGAAGGAAAUGGCUGUCAUGGUAAAACAUAGAGUUAAUUGUGCACCGUCUGUGAUUUAUUAAGUUAAUAAUUAAUAAUUUACGUCUUCGAAAAGCAUGUCGCGAAACACAAAGUGGCAACUCGCGGUCAUUGCUGGAAUAUCAGAAUGUUUAGUUUACGCAGAAGCAAAAUAUUGUGCCUUUGAAAUACAUGGAGAACCAAAGUAUUAUGCGUGUCCACAAACAGAGUACUGCUGUAACUUUGGUUGUUGUGUGUCACCAGGGUAUCAAAUUUAUCACCUCUGGUAUUAUUGGUUACUGGUAAUAAUUAUGUUUCUGGUAUGCUCUGGUGGGGGUUGGUGGUAUCGGUACUGGUUACAAGGAAGAUAUAGGACAGCAGCUUCUGCCAUUCCGAGUAGAUCUUCCAGUUCAAGGGUACAUAAUCCUCUUCGAGGUCCAACAUGUCAAGCUCAACAAGCCAGAAUAUCGUACAAUACAGCAAGAAAUACCGUCCUUUUACACAGAAUGUGGAAAGCACAAAGGAGCGUAACAUCGCCAGCGUAUUGCAACACUGGCGGGGCAGCCAGCUCAGCCACGCACUAUCAAAAUACCUCGGUGGUGCUGAAUGACGCGAACUGUCCAUAUUACCAGUUAUAUGGACCGCCGCCGAGUUAUGAGACUGUGAUUGCGCAGACGAGGGGCAAAAUGUCGAGUCCAUCGUCAUCGCCGGAGUUGCGGGUUCAUCCACGAGUGCUGCAGCCGCCAGCCCCAUCCUCGGGGGACACAGCUUUUCAGUGCUACUACAACGUCGCCGCGAGGAUGCCACUCGAGGGGGCACCGCAAUACCAGCAGCAGCCCGCAGGUCAGACAGCUGGAUUUGACACGGCCGAGUACGUGCGGCUGGUGCAGCAAUACGGACCCGAGGCCGCGAUGAUUCAAUCGCCAAGACACCAACUUACUAGGUACAAACAGACUGAAUUUGAAGAUGAUAAUACCAGUAGCAUUGGCUCUAUCGCAUUGAACAGCGAACGCAUUAGCACGUCUGCAACCCACAUCCGAUAUCAUUCGGGUUCAUCAUUAUGGCGAGCAAGAAGUACUCUAGAAAGAUGUCUUUUUAUCAUAUGUGUGGCUUUGUUACUCAUGGUCGUUGUACUUUCUAUAGUAAUUAGUAGUAAAAAUGGAUGGGAUUCUCAUAUUCUUCAUAUUACUUCACAUAACGAAGGUGAUUCUCACUGCGUAACACAGCAUUGCGUAACUGUGGCAGCCUCGAUAAUAAACAGCAUAGACCAUUCGGUCAAUCCAUGCGAAGACUUUUAUGAGUAUGCAUGUGGCGGAUGGGGAAAAAAGAAUCCUAUACCCGAUGGAAAAAGUAUGUGGGGAACCUUUGGAAAGCUCGAGCAGGAUAAUCAGUUAGUUGUAAGAAAUGUUCUAGAAAAGCCCGAAAAGGUUAUGAAGUCAGAGGCAGAAAGAAAAGCGAAACUGUAUUAUGAGUCGUGCGUGGAUGCGGAUGAAACUAUAGAAUCGCUUGGCGCUAAACCUAUGUUAGAAUUGCUGGAAGUUGUGGGAGGUUGGAGUAUUGAUAAGAAAUUCAAUAUCGACACAUGGUCCUUGCAAAACAGUAUGCAUGUAUUACAAAAUGUAUAUAACAUGGGUGGCUUAUUUUCUUGGGCUGUUAACGAAGAUGAUCGAAAUAGUAGUAGACACAUCAUUCAAAUUGAUCAAGGUGGACUAACAUUACCAACUACUGAUAAUUACUUGAACAAAACAGAGCACAGUAAAGUUCUUGCAGCUUAUCUAGAAUACAUGACCAAGAUAGGCGUAUUACUUGGAGGUGAAGAAAACGCAACUAGAAAACAAAUGCAGGACAUUAUUGACUUUGAGACGAAGAUUGCUGAAAUUACGAUACCUCAAGAAGAACGGAGAGACGAGGAAAAGUUGUAUAAUCUCGUUACUAUAACCGAAUUACAGAAGGCUGCGCCAUUUAUAUCAUGGAUCGAUUAUUUUCAAAAUGCCACUGGUGUAGUCAACAAAACAAUCACCAGCGAUCAAAAAAUAGUUAAUUAUGCGCCAGAGUACUUCAAAAAGCUGUCGAAACUCGUGUUGCAGUACAACAAAACGAAUUCAGGAAAAGUGAUUUUGAAUAAUUAUUUGAUAUGGCAAACCGUACGGUCACUUACUUCAUGUUUAUCAAAGCCAUUUAGAGAUGCCUACAAAGGAUUGCGAAAAGCUUUGAUUGGUUCAGAGGGCAGAGAAGAACAGUGGCGCUAUUGUGUAAACGAUGCUAAUAAUGUUAUGGGUUUUGCCAUCGGAGCUAUGUUUGUUCGAGAAGUUUUUCACGGCAAGAGCAAGCCAAUGGCUGAAGAAAUGAUAAACGAAAUAAGAACAGCUUUUACGAAGAACUUAAAAAAUUUGGAUUGGAUGGAUUGGGAAACACGGAAAUCAGCUGAAGAGAAAGCUAACGCCAUUACUGACAUGAUUGGUUUUCCCGACUUCAUUUUAAAUCCAACUGAGCUUAAUGAGCGAUAUGCUGAUUUAAUAAUCACAAAGAACGAAUAUUUUUCUAAUAAUAUUCGCGUAAAUAAAUAUAAUUUGAUAAAAAAUCUUGAAAAACUUGAUAAACCAGUUAAUAAAACAACGUGGAUUAUGACACCGCCAACAGUGAAUGCCUAUUACACACCAACGAAAAACCAAAUUGUCUUUCCUGCUGGAAUUUUGCAGUGUCCCUUUUUUGAUAUGCAAAAUCCAAGUAGCCUUAAUUUUGGUGGCAUGGGAGUUGUUAUGGGUCACGAACUUACCCACGCAUUUGACGAUCAAGGCCGAGAAUAUGAUUUGCAUGGUAAUCUACACCAGUGGUGGAAUAAUGCUACAAUAGAGAGAUUCAAAAACAGAACUGAGUGUUUCGUCGAACAAUAUAGUAAAUUUGAAAUUGAAGGUCGUCAUGUCAACGGCCGUCAAACAUUAGGAGAGAAUAUAGCCGAUAAUGGAGGGUUGAAAGCUGCCUAUCAUGCAUACUUAACGACAAAAAGAGACUACAAAGAUCAUCUGCCUCUACCAGGGCUCAAUAUGACCCAUCGUCAGUUAUUUUUUCUCAAUUUUGCUCAGGUUUGGUGUUCAGCUGUAACGUCUGAAGCUAUUGGUCUUCAAAUAGAAAAGGACUCUCAUUGCCCAGCAAGAUUCAGAGUCAUCGGUCCUUUGUCCAAUUUAGAUGAAUUUUCGAAAGAAUUCAAUUGUCCCAAGGGUUCUCCAAUGAACCCAAUACAUAAGUGUGAGGUAUGGUAAAAUAAGAAUUAAAAAAAAAACUAAAUAUGGCUCUAAUCUCUCUUUAAUAUAUGAUUUAACAAUAAUUUAUAUACUACUGUAGUUUUAAUUUGAUACGAUGUCAUUAAAAUUAUAGCAAAUUUAUAAAAAUCAUGAAAUGAAACUUUGCUGUUAACUAGUUGUGUUAUAUACCUAUAUGUAUGUAUGUAUGUAUGUAUGUAUGAAUGUAUGUAUGUAUGUAUGUGUGUAUGUAUGUAUGUAUUUAUGUAUUUGUCUACUAAAAAAGUUUAGAAAGCUACAUUUCUUUUACAAUCGUAUACGACUAUUUUAUGAAUCAUUUUUAUGAAACAUUAUCUUAAAGACAAACUUCGUAUAACUAUAUUUUUACGCUAAAAAUACCAAAACAAAUAAAGUCAUAAAUAUAAGUGUAAACGUGGAAUAAGAUUAUUUUGCCAUUAUCUUUUACUUAUACAAAUAUCCUAGAAUAUGCCAUUUCAAAUGUAAAAUUAAAUUUAACAAAAAUAAUGCACAGAAACUAUAACUCAAAGUAAAAGCUUAAUUACCUGGCGUUUUCCACUUUUAUACUUAGAAGAAAGAAUCUUUUCCAUCAAUCAUCUCGAACGAAGAUGAAAAAUAAAAAAAUAUGAAGGGAAAUAAAAAAAUUGUUUAGUAAAGCUAACACGCCGAAGAAGAGCACGUUCAGAAACUACUAUUCAAGUGCCGCUAAGUCAUUUCUGCAGGCAGGAUAGUUUAUAAGAAAGUAUUUAUUUUGUAAAAAUGUCAAUGUACCAGAUGUUAAUAUUUUAAUUAUUACUGCAUGAAUAUAUAGAUAGUAAGAUAACACAUUAUAGAACCACUAAAUGUUAGAAUUAUUGGAUUUCAGAUAGUUUUUCAAUUAAAAUUGAUUAUAUUUCACAGUAUUUAUAAUAUUUUAAAAAAGUCUUGCCAAAUUGUCAUAGAAAUUAAUAAAAGUAAUUAUUAGGGAGUAUUUAUCAUAAAACACUCAAAUAACAUGAUAGUUUCUGAAAAUAUUUACUGUGAUAGUUAAAGUAACGUAACAAGUUUCGUAAUUAUGAAUCAAUAUUGUCAUAUUAUUAUGAAUAUUUAUCAUCAUCACUUAUUUAUUUAUAUAAUCCAUCACGUUUUAAUUAUUUUGUAGAAAGCCAUUUUUAUACAAAUGUAUCAUAAAUACAAAAUUCUUUUAAAUAUUUAAAAUGAAUUGCGAUAAUGUUUUUAACGACUCUCAUAAACAGAUGACAAAGAAAUUGAAUAUAAGAUUCAAUAGAAAAUACACAACGUGUUUUAUUACCAUUUUUGAAAAAUAUCUGAGCAUUUCUUAGAAAUGCAACACGGCUUUGUAAUCAAAUUUAAAAUUAACUCUUACUGACACACCAUAACAAAUUAAGAUGAAAUUACAGAAUUUAUGUUAAAUAUUUUAGUACGUAAAUAAACUAAAAAAUACUAUAUACCAAUUCAUUCUCAGUCACAUCAAUUUAUCUAAUGUACAAGGUAAAGAAAAUAUAUCUAAAAAAUGGACAAUAAGUUUUAUAAAAGUUCCAUAUUAGCACGAUUGUAUGUCAUUCAUUUCGAUACGACCAUUUUCUUUAAUAUAGAAUUCACGAAAUAAUACAAAAUUUUUAAUUGAUGUAUUGUGUAAUGUAUAUAUAUAUAUUGUAUGUCUGUCAAAUAUUACAAUAUAUUUUAUAAAUUUUAUCUUCAGAAUUGCCCGCGUUCUUAACUCUGUAUUUUUUAACUCUAAACUUUAAUGAAGCAUCUGUCCUCACUUGUCCAAAGUUUAUUUUUUUACCUUGUCAAAACAAAAUAUGAUUAUUUAUAAGAGCAAGAGUUUUUUUAUUAAAUGAAAACUCAAAAUCUUUGUGAACACUUUUGAGUAAAUAAUUGUCAUCAC